Messenger RNA from Otolemur garnettii (small-eared galago), 2785 nucleotides. RefSeq names its product fem-1 homolog A (gene FEM1A). The transcript has a single exon. NCBI's taxonomy places the organism in Eukaryota, Metazoa, Chordata, Mammalia, Primates, Galagidae. Bases 177 to 2162 code for a protein of 661 amino acids. Gene Ontology annotation, molecular function: protein binding. The record is from RefSeq and is a predicted model, not a curated record.
CGGCGUGCUUCCAUCUGCCGACGGCGCCGGCUUCUGGCGCCAUUUUGCUCCGCCGAGAGGCCCUAAGAUGGCGGCGAGGGAGAGGGUGAAGGUUGCCAUCCACCCGGCAGGUCUGUGAUCAGCUGUCUCUCCCUGUCUCCCGACAGCCGGUCCAUGGCCUGGCGGAGGCCCAAACCAUGGACCUCCGCACCGCCGUGUACAAUGCCGCGCGCGACGGCAAGCUGCAGCUGCUCCAGAAGCUGCUUAGCGGCCGGAGCCGGGAGGAGCUGGACGAGCUAACCGGCGAGGCGGCUGGCGGGGGUACGCCGCUGCUCAUCGCCGCCCGCUACGGCCACCUGGACGUGGUGGAGUACCUGGUGGACCGCUGCGGCGUUAGUGUGGAGGCUGGUGGCUCGGUACAUUUUGACGGGGAGACCAUCGAGGGCGCGCCGCCGUUGUGGGCUGCCUCCGCCGCCGGCCACCUGGACGUGGUCCGGAGCCUGCUGAGCCGCGGGGCCUCGGUGAACCGCACCACGCGCACUAACUCCACGCCCCUUCGUGCAGCCUGCUUUGACGGGCACCUCGAGGUGGUGCGUUACCUGGUGGGCGAGCACCAGGCCGACUUGGAGGUGGCCAACCGGCACGGGCACACCUGCCUUAUGAUUUCCUGCUACAAGGGCCACCGUGAGAUCGCCCGUUACCUGCUGGAGCAGGGAGCUCAGGUGAACCGGCGCAGCGCCAAGGGCAACACCGCCCUGCACGACUGCGCCGAGUCUGGCAGCCUGGAGAUCUUGCAGCUGCUGCUGGGCUGCAACGCCCGCAUGGAACGCGAUGGCUAUGGCAUGACCCCGCUGCUUGCUGCCAGCGUGACAGGACACACCAACAUCGUGGAGUACCUCAUCCAGGAGCAACCUGGCCAGGAGCAGGCUGCCGGGGGAGAAGGCCCUUCCCGCAGCCAGGGGUGUGUGCAGUCUCAGGGGGCUCAAUGUCACAGUUCCUCCCCGGAUGAACCACCAAACGGUGAAUCUUAUGAAAGCUGCUGCCCCACCAGCAGAGAAGCUGCCGUGGAAGCCUUGGAAUUGCUGGGAGCCACAUAUGUGGAUAAAAAGCGAGAUCUGCUUGGGGCCCUCAAACACUGGAGACGGGCCAUGGAGCUGCGUCAUCAGGGGGGCGAGUACCUGCCCAAACCAGAACCCCAGCAGCUAGUCCUGGCCUAUGACUAUUCCAGGGAGGUGAACACUACUGAGGAAUUGGAAGCCCUGAUAACCGACCCGGAUGAAAUGCGCAUGCAGGCCCUGUUGAUCCGGGAGCGUAUCCUAGGCCCCUCUCACCCAGAUACUUCCUAUUACAUCCGUUACAGGGGUGCGGUAUACGCUGACUCUGGCAAUUUUGAGCGCUGCAUCCGCUUGUGGAAGUAUGCCCUGGAUAUGCAGCAGAACAACCUGGAGCCUCUGAGCCCCAUGACCGCCAGCAGUUUUCUCUCCUUUGCGGAACUCUUCUCUUACGUGCUACAGGACCGGUCUGCCAAGGGAGGCCUGGGCACACAGAUCGGCUUUGCAGAUCUCAUGGGAGUGCUCAGCAAAGGUGUCCGGGAAGUGGAACGGGCCCUACAGAUGCCUAAAGAACCUGGGGACUCAGCCCAGUUUACCAAGGCUCUGGCCAUUAUCCUCCACCUGCUCUACUUGUUGGAGAAAGUGGAAUGCACACCCAGCCAGGAACACAUGAAGCACCAGACCAUCUACCGCCUACUCAAGUGUGCUCCCCGUGGCAAGAAUGGCUUCACUCCUUUGCACAUGGCUGUGGACAAGGAGACUACAAAUGUGGGCCGCUACCCAGUGGGAAGAUUCCCCUCCCUCCACGUGGUCAAAGUGUUGCUUGACUGUGGUGCUGACCCAGACAGCAGGGACUUUGACAACAACACCCCACUGCACAUAGCAGCCCAGAACAACUGCCCCGCAAUCAUGAACGCCCUGAUCGAAGCAGGGGCCCACAUGGAUGCCACCAAUGCCUUCAAGAAGAUGGCCUAUGAGCUGCUGGAUGAAAAGCUGCUGGCCAGGAGCACCAUGCAGCCCUUCAACUACGUCACCCUGCAGUGCCUUGCAGCCCGAGCCUUAGACAAGAAUAAGAUCCCCUACAAGGGCUUUAUCCCAGAAGAACUGGAGGCUUUCAUUGAACUGCACUGACCUGCCCAGAGUUUGCUUCCUUGGAGGAGUCUCAAUGGUGUGUGGCAGAUUCUUGUUUUUGCCUUCUCUAAACAGGCAGCAAAUCAGGAUAAGGGCUCUUCCCCCUCUUGUCCCCUUUGCCUGCAGGCAGAGGGGGAGGACUUAGUGAGCUGUUGGUGCUAGAAGCCUUCAUGAUCACGUGCUAGGAGGACUUUCUCCAGAGGCCCACCCUUCCAUCCUGAAUUGGGAAAAGAUGCAAGACCUUCCCUGUAUCCUGUCUACCUGGGUUUUAGCAGCCUUUGCCUUCUUACCUAGAGGCAGAAGGACAAAAGCCAUUGCCUUCCUUCCCUGAUAGAAAUGCAAGAAGAAGUUGAGAAUUGAUCUGCCCUCCCUUGCCUCUUAUGUGGCUGGAUAAAUCCAGCUGCCAAAUACAGUAUUAGCACUGGGAGCUCCCAAGGUCAAGAGUUUGAAAAUCAAAAUGCAAGACCACCUCUUAUUUCUUACAGCACGUUAAUGCCCUGCUCUUGCAUCACCACAGUCAUGGGUGUGCAGGCAGGGCUUUGCCCAGGGCAGCCUGCCUUUUGCAUAGCAUUCAUUUGGUUUGGUGUUCUGUUUAUUUAAUAAGCAGGGUUACAAGCAUUGCA